Rhododendron vialii is the source of this 2895-nucleotide messenger RNA. RefSeq names its product polyadenylate-binding protein-interacting protein 4-like. Bases 16 to 2064 code for a protein of 682 amino acids. Gene Ontology annotation, cellular component: cytoplasmic stress granule. Lineage: Eukaryota; Viridiplantae; Streptophyta; Magnoliopsida; Ericales; Ericaceae. Gene Ontology annotation, biological process: cytoplasmic stress granule assembly. Gene Ontology annotation, molecular function: RNA binding. The record is from RefSeq and is a predicted model, not a curated record. The transcript has 14 exons.
CAUUUUGAAGCCCUGAUGGCAUUACCAACUUGUAGGUUUUCAACUUUUCUCCUUUCCGAAACUUUUGAAGAAUCAUUUUUUAAAGUUGCUCUGCUACCCAACACACUCUUUGUUAGUAUUGAUGUUGACUUGAGCUCAAUUUCUGGAAUGAAUCUGCAACAAGUUCCACAACCCAGAUCUUCAUCUAAUGGAUAUGGCCGUCGGAGGACUGAAAGAGAAAGUGGGAGUAGGCUGGAACAUAAGUUGCAAUCUGGGAGAACGAACCUGCGCAGACCAACAAAUGCUGGUGUACAGGCUGGUAAUAAAGGAUCAGGAUAUGGAAGUCUUUCACGUGAGCGGCUAGUAUAUUUGACAACAUGUCUUAUUGGUCAUAACGUGGAAGUCCAAGUGAAAGAUGGAUCCUUAAUCUCUGGAAUAUUUCAUGCAACAAAUGCUGAAAAGGACUUUGGAAUUAUUUUGAAGAUGGCCAGUGAAAUAAGAUCCGGUCCUUCCCGAGGGAAAAAGUCUAUUUCCAAUUUUGUCAGCAAGGCUCCUUCGAAGACUUUGAUUAUACCAGCUGAAGAACUUGUACAAAUUACUGCUAAGGAUGUCUCUGUAACCAGGAACGGUGUGACAAAUGAUCUCCAACUUGUAAAACAGCAGGACAUCCUGAUAGACUCCUCUAUAUCGCAGUCUCGUCAUGUAGACGGGGAGAGGGCGUUAGAGCGUUGGGUCCCUAAUGAAGAUGAUCCAGAGUGUCCUGAAUUGGAGAGUAUAUUUGAUGGUCAUUGGAACAGAGGAUGGGAUCAGUUUGAAGUAAAUGAAACAUUAUUUGGAGUAAAAAGCACCUUCGAUGAGGAACUUUAUACAACAAAACUUGAUAGAGGUCCACAGAUGAGAGACUUGGAAAGGGAAGCUUCUAGAUUAGCUAGAGAAAUUGAGGGUGAGGAUACUCUAGAUCUACAUUUAGCCGAGGAACGGGGCAUUCAGCUUCAUGGUAGCUUAGAUAUUGAUGAGGAAACCAGGUUCUCAUCAGUACUUAGAGGGGUUGACGACAGCGGAUAUGAUGAAAACGAAGAUGUUUGGUUGAAAUCAUGCGAUGAAACCUUUGGCAGUGCCCCUGGUUCUGUUGUUUGCAGGUCUUUUGCUGACUUGGCCAGUGGGAAAAAUAAUGAAGGAGCUCAAGUGUCAUAUGGCUCUGCAUCUAUGGACGAAGUACAAUCUUCUCUGUCAAGCACUGCAAGGGACUUACAGCCUCCUAGUUCUAGUGAUUAUUCUGGACAGCCGUCAUCUGAAUUUCUUCCUCAAUCCUGCGUGUUGGAUAGUGAAAGCAGGAUCCAGGAACAUCGAUUCAGUGGACAGCAUGCUGGAAGUACUUACGUUAAGGACUUUGUAGAUAAGCAAAUGUUAUCUGAGGAGUCACAGAUGUUAAAAUACGGGGAUUCACAGUCAUCUCUGAGGGCAAAGAAAGAUGACCACAAUGUAGGGAAAUUAUCACCCGAUGCUACCUCAUAUGCUCCUACAUCUAUCGGAACAUCCAGCGAGGAAAAUAAGAGUUCUCAUAAAGAGGUGCCAGAGGAUUCGGCACCUGUGAAAACGCAAGGGGCAAAACAGUCUACCACAUCUAGGGGACGACCUGGUAGUUCCACAUCCUCCACUUCUGAUUGUGGAGGCGUUGCCUCUGCUUCUAGUGGUCCUGUCUUAUCACCAAGCUCAUCAGUGGUUUCUUUGUCUUCGGAAAAAUCAACCUUGAAUCCCUAUGCUAAGGAAUUCAAACUCAAUCCGAAUGCAAAGAGUUUUGUACCAUCUCAAAGUCCUUUAAGGCCUGCUUCUCCGGUGUCUGAUGGCUCUUUCUAUUUUCCAUCCGUUCCUCAUAUGCACAACAUGCCUGUAGGAAUGGGGAUUGGACCCUCGUUUGCACACCAGCCUGUCAUGUUCAAUCCGCCAGUUGCACCGAUGCAAUCACCCCAGGCUUAUUUUCAUCCACAUGGACCGCAGUUUGGGCAGCAGAUGAUUCUUGGUCACCCGCGACAAGUCCUUUACAUGCCGACAUAUCCCCCUGUAAGAACAUUGGAUUCCCUCUGAUCUUUUCAUAGGCUUAGUUUCGGUGGGUUGAUUUCAUUUCUGGUCAGUGUGUGCGGAAAUUUCUCUCAUUCGGUUCAAAAUCUGAAGAUUCAGUCUUUUUGUAUUUGAGCGUUACUUUCGACAGUUCUCUUCAUUGAUUGGAAAAUAAGAUAUGUGGGCCAAAUAACUGACUGGCAACAAGAUGUAUAUGCAUGCAUCCUUAAACCACCUGGGUUUUUAAGGACCCAACGCAUCAAACAUAUGGCUUGGGUUUUUAUUGUGCAGACUUUCGUUUUAUUAAACUUCGAUAUAAUCACAAACUAAAAGAGUAAACACUGCUUUGACUAACAAUGAAAUGGCAAUAUUGAUUGCUCAAUAUGCUCCUAUGCAGUUUACUUGUGUUCAUAUUUUUUAAUGCAAUUUGCAUACUUUUUGUUUACAGGGAAGAGAUUUCUAGUAAGAUGGUUUGGACUGCAUUUGUCUGACUCUGAAGUGCUUUUAGUGAAUAAACUUCCGGUCCUAGAUUCUCGGAACAAUUUUCCGAGUUGAAAUCCCUGGCAAAUGAUGGGACCUGAUACUUUACAGGCACGACAUUUUUGCUCGGAUCCGGGAUAUAUCUUCACAACAUUGUUACCUUUGCCCUGGAGUUUGAUGCCCAUAACAGAAUGUUUUUUCGAAUUCUUACAGUUGGAGUACCUUCCUAUUUGUUUUAUUUUUAUUUCGAUAAGUUUAGUUCAGAUCAACUUAAGGAGCAUACACAAGUUUUUAUGGUUUGACACUGUGGUGUAUAUGUUCAAAAAUGAAAAAGAAAAAAAGAGACACUUCGGUGUAUACAGAUUUAGCUCUUUCUUU